Messenger RNA from Parnassius apollo (apollo), 906 nucleotides. The record is from the annotation of a GenBank genome assembly. NCBI's taxonomy places the organism in Eukaryota, Metazoa, Arthropoda, Insecta, Lepidoptera, Papilionidae.
AUGGAGUGUCAAAAAUGUAAGAUGAUUUUAGCGAAAAAAGGAUCACACUUCAUUUGCCAAGGACCGUGUGAAGGAACUUUUCAUAAAGGUUGUGUUAAGGGUCUUUUGGCGGAUAUAAAAAGUGGGAGGAAUCGGAUCUAUUGUAAUAACUGUGAAGACGAUGGAUCUGAAGAAGAAGAACAGCAAGAAUAUUCACAGGACUACACUAAAAAUCUCAAGGACAUACAGCUAAAAUUAUCUGCCAUUCCCGGGUUCAAAAAACAACUUGAUACAAUUACGCAAAGUUUGAGUAUGCUUUCCGAUAAGUAUGAUACAUUGAUAGUUGAACAUGAACAAUCAAAAGAUAAAAUACAUAAGCUUGAGAAAACUGUCGCUGAUAUCAACAACAAAUACGUCUAUUUGCAAAAACAAAACACCGUCCUUGAACAAAAAUUGGUAUCUCGUAAACACAAUAUCGAGAUUGUAGACGUUGAACAGCUUCCCGGUGAAAAUGUCACAGAGAUUGUCUCAAAAAUAGGCGAUAUUAUCAAUGUGAGCAGUUCGGAUAUAGAAUGGGCUAGACGUACUCGAUCACCAAAAGAAAGCAAAAAACCACCGCCAGUUAUCGUGGGCUUUAAGACUACAGGUACCAGGUCGAAGGACAGCUGGCUUACUAAGUGUCGCAACUUAUCAGACACGACGAGUAAUAUGAUUACAAAUGGUUCGGCUUUGAAUAAAAUCUACAUAAAUGAAGACUUGACCAAGACAACACGAACCCUGCUAUGGUGUACAAAGAAACAACUUCAAGGUAUUUAUAAAUACAUAUGGGUCUCGAACGGAAAAAUUAUAGUCAAAAAAUGUGAAGGUGAAAAAGCAAUAUGCGUGCGAGCCGAAAGUGACAUUUGUGAUCUACUUAACAAAAAGUGA